Messenger RNA from Scomber japonicus (chub mackerel), 1668 nucleotides. RefSeq lists its product as uncharacterized. Bases 143 to 1123 code for a protein of 326 amino acids. The transcript is spliced from 9 exons. Lineage: Eukaryota; Metazoa; Chordata; Actinopteri; Scombriformes; Scombridae. The record is from RefSeq and is a predicted model, not a curated record.
AAGACUUGUAGAUACAAAAAACAGGAACAAUUCCUUAUUAUAUUAAAUGUGAAACUGAAGUUCAGACAGCUGAAAGUGCGUACAGUUACUGAAGGGUCGUAAGAAUGUAAGCGAAAGCUCCAACAGUGUUGUCCAAGAGGAAAUGGACGAGAUCAGUCCUUUGUUGGGCAACCAGCCACAGGAAGACCCAGACCUUUUGUCUCCAAACCUGAGACCUAGACACCAGGAACUGAUCCCAACACCAUGUGGACCGAUAAAGUCCUGGUCAGAGCUGUCGGGCAUGGUGAAGGUCUACUUCUGCUUCACCAUAGUGUCUCUGAUGGCGGUGCUUGGCCUCACCAUAUCCAGCAUCUACAAGCAGCGCAUGACCACAGAUGUUUCUGACGAGGACAACUUCACUGUCUCACUUGUCCAGCUGAUUGGAAUCUUGUUCUGUAUCUACUACAUCAGCCGUGGCGUGCUGCAGGAGAACAGGCAGGAGCUGGUGGCGUUCGUGCUCAGUGUGUUGGUGGUCAUGGUCCGAUCGGUGGUCAACUUCUCUGUGCUGGGGUCAAAAGGCAAACAGGAACUGCUGGUUCGCUUUGUGUGCAUCAUGUGUCUGGGUGUGAUCCACGUCCUCUGCACCACUUUGCUCAUCCAGAGGCCCAACAUGAUGGCGUUCCGUGUGGGCGGGGCGUUGGAGAGGCUGCAGGAGCAGUACUUCCUGCUCAACCUCUGUUUCUCCAUGGUGACCUUUGACCUCCAGGCACAGUUGUGUCUGUGCAUCCUGAUCACGACGUCGGACUCGGCCAUGUCUGCUCGCAGCACCAUCAUCCUGGCCGUCGGAGUGGUGUGGGCCUGCCUGACCGCUGCUGUCGGGGCUGUUGCAGUUUUAAAGGAAGCCAGAGUGUUGGUUUGGGCCUUCAUGGUGCAGAACCUCCCUCAAGUUGCCUUCUUUGUUUAUCUGAUGUACACGGUGAUAGAAAAGUGGUUCCACGACAGCACGUACACCCUGGAGGCAGCCGCUGUCACUGGAGCUUUGAUUUCACUGGUGAUUAAAGCGGUUUUAUUCUGGGGCCUCAUCAAACUGGUGCACAGCUUCGGCCAAGGCCUGCGGGAGAGAAUGUUUGCACCCAGUAAGUGAUAAAACAUCUGCGUGGUCGUGGACGAAGAACACAGCUGCUUGAUGAAAGACCCAACGUGAAGAUAAACCCACCAGAUGUGUCACCUUUUUUCUUUUUUUUUAUAAAGACUUCUAGUUUUACUUUUUAACGGUUCUCCAUCAAUGUGCCUCUCUACAGCCAUAAGUCAGUUCUAAGAUGCACUCUUUAAUGUUUGUGUAAAAUCAUUAAUUACCUUAAUUCUUAUUUUUACUGUAAUAUCUAUGCGCAUUGGUGUUUGUUAGCUCUAUGUGUAGGCACCAAAGAUUGUUGUUUUAAGUGGCCAACAUCCAACUUAUGAGGUAGUUUUUUCUUAAGUAGGUUCCUUCCUGGAAAUAACAAUCAAUGUUGGCUCACCUGCUUUUUAAAAUCUUAAUUGUCUAACUUAAAUAUUGUGAUCUACAUUGUCUAGACUACUUCUUUGGGCAACACUGUAAUAUUUUCACUGAGAUGUUUUUUAACUGUCUGCUGCACUUUAAUGCACUUACUCUAAGUGUUUUUUCACUCAAGGUUCUUAAUAAAAUAUAAA